This is a messenger RNA of Batrachochytrium dendrobatidis JAM81, 1089 nucleotides long. RefSeq lists its product as uncharacterized. NCBI's taxonomy places the organism in Eukaryota, Fungi, Chytridiomycota, Chytridiomycetes, Rhizophydiales. The coding region runs from base 1 to 1089 and encodes 362 amino acids. The record is from RefSeq and is a predicted model, not a curated record. The transcript has 5 exons.
AUGUGGAGUAGUGCUAUACGCUCUCAUGCACUUUUAUAUAUUCAACUGAUUAUCAUUUCAGCUGUUCUGUGGUUUAGCAAUGUUGGUGCAUCAGUAACUACCACAGAUUCAAUUGCAUUCGACUCCAAUCAAGCCACUAUUUCACCGCCACUUUUGGUCAAGAGAAAUAGAAUCGAGACGUUAACAACCACAGCAGAAUGCGACUUUUUCCUAUGUAGCAUUGCAGGUACUCCUCAAGCAGCAACCACAUUCUUACUGGGGACAAUCACUCUCCUUAUCAAUGUGAUUGCAUUUUUUCUGGCAUUGUAUAAUAUGGACUAUCCUCCACUUCGAGCAAAACAACUUUUGCUAGUUGGAUUAGGGCUGAUGGGUGGAUGUUGUUGGUUUUAUGGGUUUAUGCUUGCAGCUGGACUGCUGAUUGUUCCUGACCUUCUUCCCAGUUGUCCAUUCUGGACGGUUGUUGUUCAAAUAUCAUUGGGUUCGUUGACAAUUGUUACUACAAUUUUGCUGAGGUUAUACCGACUUUUUCGUGUCAUUGUUCAGACAAAACCUGUACAGGGGCUGGAUUACCUACUCUGGUGGGUCGUUAUUCUGCUACCAUCCAUCUUGAUCGCCAUCUUUGGUCUUUCUCUGCCUGAAGAGUAUGUGAACUUUUUAAAUCCAGAAACCGGCCAGUGCAAAUUCAAUCCCACUUACAAGUUUGUCAUCAUUUCCUUGAUUGGUCUUAUGAUUUUCAUUGUGGGAGGAUCCAUAUACUAUGUAGGCAAGAGAAUCCACAUUUCAGCAUUUAACGAGUUUCGAGAAAAUAAGAUCUUGCUUUUAUUUGCUCUUGUAGCAUUCUUUUUCAAUUUGGUUUUCAAUGCUACCAAACUGUUCCACAAUUCAUGGGCUCAAAUGAUUGUUGCCAUGAUUACUCUUAUUAUCGUGCACAUGAAUUUCUGGAUUCUUAUUUGGGAACCUUUAUAUGCCUGUUAUUUUAAUCGCGAAGACUAUUUGAUGGACUUUCUUAUUGAACUCAAUGGUGCAGGUCAAUCAUCUCAUGGAACGUCUGAUCCAAUCUACAGUAAUAGUACAUGUGUAAAUACUUGA